This is a messenger RNA of Hyaloscypha bicolor E, 1122 nucleotides long. RefSeq lists its product as uncharacterized. The record is from RefSeq and is a predicted model, not a curated record. NCBI's taxonomy places the organism in Eukaryota, Fungi, Ascomycota, Leotiomycetes, Helotiales, Hyaloscyphaceae. The transcript is spliced from 3 exons. The coding region runs from base 100 to 957 and encodes 285 amino acids.
UCUAUCGAGCCCUAUCAUAUUGAGCCCCUACUAGACUUCAACUGGCGCACAACCCCACCCUUAAAAUUCCGAAAUUUCAAAUCAAAAUACCAUCUAACAAUGGGCCUCACAAACACAACUUUCUCCGAACUCAUCCAAAUAGACUGCAACUAUCUCUCCCGCCUGUCUCUCCGCAAACAGAUCAUACGAGAUCACCAAGAGAUAGCAAUCCAAGCCCAUCCUUCCAUAACCCCCGCAGUAAACGAACUGUACACCUGGCUCGUAGGCACUUACCUGCCAACCCGGUUUCCCACCCUGUUUACUCUCUUCCCAGCCUCUCUAUACAAUACCGCAACAUCCCUCUCCCUCGCUCUCGCGCCUCCUUCGGACCCAGUCAAAACCCUAGAAAUCCUAGGUGAAAACCUGGACGAAGAUUUCCUCCUCCUCCUCCCUUCUGAGGACGGAGACGGGUAUAAACUCCGAGGUUACGUAACCUGCUUUCCCGCGGGCUUCAACACCCUCGAGAAAUUCGGAAAGAAAUUAAGGGAUAUCCACGCUCCUGUUCCAGGCUACAAAACCAAGUUAGAAAAGAGUAUGGAUCGUUUCUUUGAUAGACUUGAGGUGGGGAAGGUGGUUUUGAGGAGCAAUUGGAGUAUUACGACGCAUGAGAGGUUGUAUGCUGUGGGUGGAGGGAAUCAUCUUUAUGAAGGGGAGGUGCCGGAGGAUGAGGUGGUGGAUAUAAAUAAUACUUUCCUGAGAUGUGAGCGGCAGACGUUGCAUAGACUUCCAGAGAGUAGGGCACUGGUGUUUGCGUUCAAGACAUAUAUGUAUCCGAUUAGAGAGAUUAAGAAGGAGGGGAUGGGUAAGGAGUUGGCAAUGGCGAUUGAUGGGUUGAAGGAAGGGAGUGUGCCGGAGAUGAUGUUUUACAAAAGGGGGGUUGUGUGGGGGGAGGCGGUCAAGGAGUUUCUGAGGAACUGAGGUCGAUGGAAUAUGCAGGCGUCGGAGGUACAGAGGUUGAAUAGCUGGGCGUAUAUCCAUUUUGGAGCGCAAAUAGCGUCAGAUUCCGGAGAGAAGAGGAGAUUUGGCUUCCAUUUUCAAAUCCAGUUUCUGUAGUUCCUGGCCAUGAGAUUUUGUGAUGAUCCC